This is a messenger RNA of Fusarium keratoplasticum, 813 nucleotides long. RefSeq lists its product as uncharacterized. The record is from RefSeq and is a predicted model, not a curated record. The transcript is spliced from 3 exons. Lineage: Eukaryota; Fungi; Ascomycota; Sordariomycetes; Hypocreales; Nectriaceae. The coding region runs from base 1 to 813 and encodes 270 amino acids.
AUGAGCAGCCAAGUCAAGACCAUCGUCCGUGUCCUGCGUUCCGCAGGCUCCAUCACCCUCGGCAACGGCAACCUCGUCCUCCUGAGCAUCGAGGCAGGCCGUCUUGUCGAGAAGAUCUACGAUGGAGAUGACCUUAAGGACCAGCGCUUGAUUACCGAUAGCGUCAAAGACGGUUCCUCGGCUGUGUAUGCCGCAUCGGAGAAGAACGUUUUCGUUCUGUACGUAGACCAGGAUAACAAGAUCAAGGCCAGCGAAUUCGACUCCGACUCUGAGGAGUGGGAUGAUGCCGAUCUCGGUGACCUCGCCGUGACUGUGCACCCCGACAGCCACCUUGCCAUCGCACACAUCCACGGCGCAAGUCUGGUCUUCUACCAGGGAGCUGGCGGAGUCAUCAAGAGCAUCAAUCACGACCAAGAGGGUAACCAGUGGACUGAGGGUUUCCCAGUUCCCGGUUCCGCCGCUGCCGGCACGCCCAUCUCGGCCUAUUCGACUGAAAAGGCUCUGGCUGUGAGCUUUAUCGACCAAGACAAGAGCGUGCAUGUCCACAGCCGGGACUUUGAGUCCGGAGAGCGGAGUGAAUCCACCCUGCCGGGCACCUGGGACGACUCCGUGACCAGCAUCAUCGUCUCCCAGGAUGUCGAGACCGGUACCUUCGAAGCCUUUGCCCUGGUAGGCACCACCGUCGACCACAUCAAGAAGGACGGCACUCGCGCCGCCCUGGGCUCCAUCCAGAAUGGUGAUUUUGUCCCUGCCACCAAGGCCGAGGCGGGGGAUGUAUACGGUAAUGACUACGGCAUCAUCCAGAACUACUGA